AUGGCUUUCCGCACCCGUCAAUGCUGUCCGCUGGUCGGGUUGGAGAAGAGGGAGUGGUUCAUCGGGGCCGAAGCCAGCAGCAACCAGGGGAAACUUAACCUGGAGCGCCCGUUCUCCCGGGGGACCGUCACAAACUGGGACCACGCCGAGAAGAUCUGGCACCACACCUUCUACCAGGUGCUCCACGUGGCCCCUGAUCAGCACCCUCUGAUGAUGACAGAUCCGCCUUUGAGCUCAAGCUCCUACAAAGAGAAGGUGUCACAGAUCAUGUUUGAGACCUUCAACAUCCCCGCCCUCUACUUGGCCAACCAGGGGGUCCUCGCUCUGUAUUCGUGCGGCAAAACCACUGGAAUGACCAUCGAGUCUGGAGAAGGGAUGACCUACUUUGUGCCCAUCUUUGAGGGCUGCCCUUUGCGUCAGUCGAUCAUGAAGCUGGACAUUGCUGGACAAGACCUAACCUUGUACUUACUGCAACUGCUGUCAGAGAGUGGAUACUCAUUUGUGAGCAGAGGGGACAAGGACUAUGCCCAAGACCUCAAGGAAAAGUGCUGCUACGUGGCUUUGGACUUCGAAAAAGAGCUGGCCAAAGCCCAGUCGCCUUCCUUCAAACAGACGUUCCAGCUGCCCGACGGCCAGGAGGUCCAGGUCGGCAGAGAGCGGUUCCUGUGCCCCGAGGCCCUCUUCAAGCCCGGCGUCCUCGCCCCAGAGAGGAGCAGGCUGAGCAUCCACAUGGCCGCCUCGCAGAGCAUCUCCUCCUGCCCCCGCACCCUCUGGAAGACCCUCUUCAGAAACAUCCUGCUGGCCGGGGGCACCGGCUCCUGCUCCGGCCUGUGCCUGCGGCUGAAGAAGGAAAUGAACGAAGUGGUCUCCCCUUACCUGAGCGUGAAGGUGUCCACCUGCCCCUACACCGUAUACGCCUCAUGGAUUGGGGGCUCCAUCCUCUGCUCGCUCUCCAUGUUCAAGGACAUGUGGGUCACCCAGGAAGAGUACAGGGACAUUGGUUUGUCCAGCAUCAGUAGAAGGAGCUUGUGA
Messenger RNA from Echinops telfairi (small Madagascar hedgehog), 1032 nucleotides. Its product is annotated as actin-like. The transcript is spliced from 8 exons. The record is from RefSeq and is a predicted model, not a curated record. Bases 1 to 1032 code for a protein of 343 amino acids. Lineage: Eukaryota; Metazoa; Chordata; Mammalia; Afrosoricida; Tenrecidae.